Drosophila takahashii is the source of this 819-nucleotide messenger RNA. RefSeq lists its product as uncharacterized. The record is from RefSeq and is a predicted model, not a curated record. Lineage: Eukaryota; Metazoa; Arthropoda; Insecta; Diptera; Drosophilidae.
AUGUCCAACAUAAAGCAAGAGUGCGGGGCUGAACUUAAGCCAAAGUGGAGAUCAGAAAAGAACAUUCUUGUCAAACCUGAAGGUAAAAUGAUUACAUCCCAGGAAUGUAUGCAGCUGAAGCGAGAUUUGGAAUCCUCCGAGAAUGAAGAUGAGUUCGAAGUUAGUCCCAUGAUUCUUUGCCUGAUGCUAACAUUUCUGCUUUUUGUGAUCGGUUUCUGGAUAUGGUUGAUAUCGAGAAGCUGUCUCUUUGACCAACCUGAGGAGGGUGGAAAAAAGGCGGGACAACGUCGGCUUUCAGGGGGUUCAACUCCAACAUCCAAAUCCCCAAAAGUUCGCUUCUUGGAUGGACUGGCUCACAACAAGGCGCCAUCGACUAGCAGACUUCGAGAAGGCAGCUCCAAUAUCUCACCAGGAAUAAACGUGACCUCGCGAUUCUACAGGGAUAUUUCAUACGGAGAACCCAACCAAGGAAUAUUUAGGGCUAACUACUCCACUUUAAUGGAAUUACCAGACACAUCGCCGAUCAUAGUACAUCCAGCAGCAGGAACUGAGUCGGGAGCUGUAACAGAAACGAAUUCGGUAUCAUCAAGGGAAUAUUUUCUAAGCAAUAAUUGUCCGAGAGCCACAGGGAUAAUGGAUACGAAUGAAUUGGAUGUACCCACUAGUCAGGCUGUGGCAGGAUCACCAAUAAACUACGACAGUAUGCCCUCGAAUUUUGGAAGGGAAUGUACUGCGCCCAAAAGGAAAUACAGCAUACAGUGGGCUAAGUUUAUGAGGCGCGGACGAAAGAGUCUAUCCGAAACUCAAAACCGUCAGUAA